Molecule: messenger RNA, 3933 nt
Organism: Vitrella brassicaformis
Lineage: Eukaryota; Vitrellaceae
Source: the annotation of a GenBank genome assembly
CUCCCAUCGAUUGAGAUGAAGACCAUGAAAGCCCAGAAUCAAUUCAUGUCUGCCACCCCCGAUGAGCCAGUGUGUAUGCCUGUCGUCAAAAAGGGCCACUGCAUGCCGUCCGCACCCUGAAGGCCCACUCGCACAGCCACACACUUACACACACCACACACGUGCACAUGUAUGCAAGUCGGUUGCGAUCAACACGGCGACCAAUAUCCCUCCCCACACCCACACACCACACCCACACGCACGCAGACCCAUCAGGAAGAAGGUACGCAAUACAAAUACGCCCCGCUCAUUGUAUUGCCCCACUGGCUCGCCUCUCUGAGUGCGCCAUACAUCCAAUCCACACAAGACGGAGGUUCCCGUGUCCACUCUCAUGGCAUACCACAGGAGAUCCACUCCAGGACCUCUUAGGUGGUAUGCGACUGCAGUGGAAGCGGAAACAUCCGCCUCGGCAGCAUCAACGUCACAUCGUGGCGGGUGGUGCGGUGCGGGCCACGUAUGGUAUGGAUUGAAUGAAAAAACUUGAUUUGACAAACAAACAAAACGCCGGAAGACACAUAGGCAGAUAGAUUCCACUCUUCCUUGCCUCGGGGAGCAGCUGCCAGCCACAGUCCCUCUGUCUGUCUGUCUGUCCGUUUCCACUCGUUCAAAACAGUAAGCACCUGUCUGUCUGUCUGUCUGUCAUCAUGCUGCUGCUGCUCGAUCACGUGUCUUUCACCUCGCACCUGCAACCGCCACCAUCUCAUGGAAGACCAUCCUUGAGACCGUAGCGGCUGACGGGGCGUGAUCAAAGCCACGUGCCCAGCUGCAUUGAUUACAAGCACAUCCUCUUGUUUGCUGUUCCUCCCUCUCUCCCUCUCUCUUUUGCAGGGCGCCAGCCAAAACAGCGCUGCCUGCCAUCAACCGAUAGACAGACAAUCCACGCACCACGCACCACGAUACAACGCACAUCCACAGCGCCCAAAACCAUCAUGGAAUGGAUGCAAUGCAUACGCACAUCGAUCCAUCCAUCCAUCCAGUGAUUCGUUCAUUCAAUCACACACGUACACACGCGUACACACAUACACAUACAUAGAUCGAUCGAUGGAUCGCCAGUAGGCCUGCAGGCAGGUGUGCAUCAGAUCGAUGGAUGGAUCCCACCCUCCAUCCAUCGACACACCCACAGCCCUCCCGCCAGUCUCUGUCUGUAUCACUGAGUCCGUCAGUGAGUCAGUCAUUGAGUCAGUCAUUGUUGCCCCUGGACACAAACCGCCAGAUGGGGCCCACAACCAGCACGCACCCCUGCCAACACCAACACACACAGGAAGGAUUCGUCCAAGGAAAGCGAUAACGUGACGCCCGGCCACUCACUCACCAUCACAGGCAUUGCGAUUGGCGUCAGCAGCAGCCCAACCAGCCAGACCACAGACAAUGUCAGCAGAUCUACACACACAAAACACACGCACACAGACACAUGUACCAGUGAAUGGAUGGAUUGGUAUCUCUCUCUCGGUGUCUGUCUGUCUGUCAGUGUUGAAUCGGUCACAUCUGAGAGGGUCCAUGCCGAGGAGGUGUCUGACGUAGCUGCUGCGCUCGAUGACGGCGUGUGUGAAGAACACAGAGAACCCAAACACUAUGGCCAACGGACUCAGCACCACAGCCAUCAGCACCAAAGCCACCUGCAUACACACACACACACACACACAUUGCACCUCUCUGUCUGAUGGAUGGGUGGGUGUGCAUCUCACUACUCACCUUGAACAUGAGCAGUUUGGAUGCGCUCCACGUCCUCAGUCUGUGUCGGCCCGACUGCAGACCCGGGCAGCCAAAGAGGUUCCACGGCUCAUAGUGGUACGCCGUGUACCGACGCCUAACCACACACACACACACACACGCAUUAGUCUCUCCCCGGUGUGUGCACACGUGUGCUCUCUCUUUCGCGCACCGGCAGAGCCAGCACCACUCGUGGCGACAGUUGGAGCAGGUGAUGUGGUUGCAGCCGGCGACCUUCUCGGUGCGUAUGCGGCACGCUGGGCAGGCCUGCACCUCGCGACCCUGCGCCCACACCAGGUAGGAGCGGCUGUCGUCGUCCAUCUCGACACACGCAUCAGAACCGUGCCACCUGCACCAACCAACCAACCAACCAACCGCCCAUCCAUCCAUCCAUCCAUCCAUCGUACGUAUUGAUGCAUUGUGUGUGUGUGCGUGUGUGUGUGUGUGUACCGUUUUCCGCAUUGCAGACAGACAGGUGUUUUGCAGGAGGGGCAGGUGCCUCUGCGGGUGAACAGCCUGGGACGGAAAUAACCUGCACACGCAACACACACAUACAUACGAGUGUCAGACAUCCAACAUCCACACACACAUGGAGGAAGGAAUGUAAGCUCCCGUGUGCAUUACCGUCGCAGUCAGGCUCGCAGCACCACCGCAGACGAGGAUCCUGCACACACAAACACACGCCAUCCACACACAUACUUGCUCAUUCUCCACAGCCCCUCUCCCACCGACCUUGCAGAUGCGCAGCCUCUUCUUGAACUUGAGGUACCGGUCGAAGUCGUUGGGGUCGACGAGUGCCUUGACGUGCUUCUCAGACAGCGUCCGCACGCAGCCCUCCGCCGGGCACUUCAUGUGCUCCACCUGGUGGCUGUCAAUCAGCGUCUUGACGUACGUGCCCAUGCACUCGCGACACACCAUCCUCGACCCCUGGUGGCCAUGACCCUGCUGUUGCUGUUGCUGCUGCCGCUGCUGAGAGCCGCUUGUGUGUCUGUUGCUGUGUCUGUGUGGGGCGCCGGGGCAGCCGCUGUAGUGGCAGAAGAUCUGGUCCUCCCUCACCGACUCGAAACACACGCAGCACACGCAGUCUGCAUCACCAUCUGCACCUCCGUCGGCCCCGGCCGGCCUGCUGCUGUUGCUGAUGUUGAUGACAGCGGCCGUGGUCUCUCUCUCUCGUUGUCGUUCAGUCGACCCCGCCGCUUUUGAGGGAUCGCCAUCGGCACUAUCGAACGCCACAGCCACGUCAUACAGAGGGCCGGCCGGCUCGUACGCAACGGUCGAUGCAACCUCGACAACAUCAUCUCGGUCGGUGUGGGAGUGGGUGCGGGGAACGAUGUCAUGGUGGUGGUCGCCGAAGGGCGAGAGAUGGAAGGUGGGUAGGGGGUGGAUGGGGGCGUGGGGGAGGGUGAAGGUGCCGGUGAGGGAAGGGGCAGGGGCGGGGGAGUUGGGGGGCGGUUGGUCCAUGGCUAGUGGCGGGGCGGUGUCGUCCCACUCCUCCAUCGACCGCAUGAACAGCCCGCCGCACAGCCCAUCCAGCUCCUCACGCACGCCCUCCAAACCCUCGGUCGUCAUUGUCGACAUCGAGUGGAUCUGCCGCGUCACCCCGCCACACACCAUGCCUCCACCCGACGACGACCAGCACCCCUCGCCGGCUUCCAGGUCCAUGUCCAUGUCCAUCUCCGCAUCCGCGUGGUCGAGGCAGAAGUGCGGGUGUGAGCAGCUGUCGGCCGCAACCACGGUGUGGAAGGAGGCACACGAGACGGACGUCUGGAAGUCGCUGCUGGUGGGGGAGAGGGCACAGCCGCUGGUCGAUGGCUGUGGCUGCGGCGGUGACUGGGACUGCUGGGCCGACUUGCGUGCGGUUGGUGCAUUGCUGGGCGGCUGCGGCUCUGAGAGGCCGGAGGUCCACGUGAAGGAACUCUUGCUCAUCGCAGCAGCGCCGGCUUCACUGCGGAGCGUUGCAGUUAUGCUGAAAGGGAGAGGGGAAGGGGAUCUGCGGCGUGUAAGCUCAUGCUGCUGCUCUUGUCGAGCCGAGCACUGCCUGCUUCACUACUGCUCCUUGGGCGGCUGCCUUGUGUGCAAGCUUGUGUGUGCUGUUGCUGCUCACGUUGCGGUGAAAAAUAAGGGCAACGCGCAGCAAGCGGCCUUGUUGAGAAAGCGCUGAGAGUGUCGAAAAACGGCGGAAGA